AUGACGAGUGAUGACCAGUUCUUUUUCGACUAUCUUUCCUCCAUACCCCAUGACGUAAGGCGGUAUUCACUCGAAGUCGCAGACUCCAUCGACCGAAAUGUCGACCACGCCGCGAAAGCGAUUAAGGAUACACUAGCGCAGCAGACAUGGCUUCCACCUACUGUGAGGCCAGCCCGCGUGAGCCCGAGGGGCCGGUCGCAAGGCCUUUCGGACCGGGUGCAAAAUUGGAUGGCAAGGAAUCGCGCAUGGACGGCGGCCAUCUUCGCGUUCAUCGGAACUGGUGUCGUUUUGUACUACGGAAGCAAGAAGCUCCAUGGCAAGCGCAGAAAAGCCAAACGGGCGAGCAACGGUGGACGGAAGGAGAUCGUGGUUGUCGCUGGAUCACCCCAUGAGCCGAUGACGAGAGCUAUUGCCACGGAUCUGGAACGUCGGGGCUAUAUCGUCUAUGUGACUGUUUCUUCCGCGGAUGAAGAGCAGAUUGUCAAAUCCGAGAAUCGCGCCGACAUCAAGGCCCUGUGGAUGGACCUCACAACUACUGCCUCUUCGCCCUCCGAUGUUCACCCCUCAUUGCAAGAAAUCCGAUCCCUCAUCACCCAGCCACAGUCUCCUCUGCCAGGAGUACCCGCGCAUACCUGCCAGCUGAGCGGCGUGAUCGUGGUCCCAUCACCCAACUACAGCGCAGGCCCCGUCGCAACCAUCCCGCCAUCAUCAUGGGCCGACACAGUCAACACCCGCCUCCUCUCGCCCAUCCUUAUCGCGCAAGCCUUCCUCCCUCUCCUCACCCUCCGCAGCAACAGCAGCACCCUCCUCUUCGCAUACCCCUCCAUCUCAUCCUCCCUGUCCGCACCCUUCGCUGGACCCGAAGUAGCCAUAACACGCGCAAUCUCCGGCUUCGCAGACUCUCUCCGCCAAGAGCUUCGCCUGCUGGAAAACAGCAACGUGAACGUCGUCGAACUGCGUCUCGGAAACAUCGACCUGGGACCCAUCUUCCGAGCCGGUCAGAGCCAAAUCGCAGGCACAGAGGUCCUCGCCUGGAGCACCCAGCAGCGAGCCUUGUAUGCCUCGCAAUACCUCAACAGUGUUGAGCAGCGUCCCGUCGCCUCUGCCGGCCCUGGUACGGUACGUGGAUCCCCCGCGCGUAAGCUCCACUAUGCUAUUUUGGAUGCGCUGGAGCCUACCACGCGGGAUAUGUUUGGUCGGAAAACAACCAAGAAAUCCGUCAUGUAUGUGGGAAGGGGAGCUCGCUCGUACAGCUUCAUUGGCGCUUGGGUGCCGAGUGGACUCGUGGCGCUGAUGAUGGGGUACCGCGGGAACGGAAGUGCGUCUGAUACCCCCAGUGGAAGUGGCAGUGAAACUAGCUGGGAGAGAGUUUAG
Penicillium brevicompactum is the source of this 1374-nucleotide messenger RNA. Its product is annotated as DUF1776 domain-containing protein. Bases 1 to 1374 code for a protein of 457 amino acids. Lineage: Eukaryota; Fungi; Ascomycota; Eurotiomycetes; Eurotiales; Aspergillaceae. The transcript is spliced from 4 exons. The record is from RefSeq and is a predicted model, not a curated record.